This is a messenger RNA of Aspergillus affinis, 1131 nucleotides long. RefSeq names its product protein-histidine N-methyltransferase. Gene Ontology annotation, molecular function: protein-L-histidine N-tele-methyltransferase activity. Gene Ontology annotation, biological process: peptidyl-histidine methylation, to form tele-methylhistidine. The coding region runs from base 1 to 1131 and encodes 376 amino acids. The record is from RefSeq and is a predicted model, not a curated record. Lineage: Eukaryota; Fungi; Ascomycota; Eurotiomycetes; Eurotiales; Aspergillaceae. The transcript has 3 exons.
AUGUCCGGCUUUAGUUUCGGGUUUUCCGGCGACGACAUCGAUAUCGAUGACUCGGAGCUCAAUGCCAUUGACGAGGGCGACGCCUCUCUUCCUCAAGACAACCAGAAUGAGCUUCCCCCUCUCGUGGAAGCUAGAAAGCACGACAUGAAAGAAUGGGUCUCGACUCUUCCAUCCCAAAUAUCAUACAACCGGUUGGAAUUGAACGGCUUGCCAAAUCAGCCCCAAGGGAAAGCCCUCACGAUUGCUCGCCGUGAGGUAUUCGAUAUCCGCACGCAACUCAUGGCAGAGGACACCGCCGACCAUGAGAAUGAGCAACUGAUUGCUGGCCUUGAGAAAGGUGACAUCAAGCCGCAGUUCUAUGAAGGUGGUUUCAAGACGUGGGAAUGUGCCCUGGAUCUAGCGAAGUUAGUUAUCAGUGACGAUCGUCUAUCCGCUACCGCUGGGGACUCAUCAGAAGACCGCCAUAUCAUAGAGCUGGGUGCUGGAACUGCUGUGCCGUCCUUGGCCCUGUUUGCGCAGCUGCUUUGCGAUUCCAAACCCUCGGACUCCCAACGACAAUGGCAUUUUACAUUCGCAGAUUACAACUCUGCGGUUCUUCGUCUGGUCACAUUGCCGAACCUGCUCUUGACAUGGAAUCACAUCGUCAGAUCUCAGGGUCCCUCGUUGGUCGAGACCUCCGAAGACAACCAACCAGAGGAAGAGGAAGAACUGGACAUCACGCCAGAGCUCAUCGAAAGCUUCCAAAAUUACCUGGCUGGCCGAGGCAUUACGAUUGAGUUUAUCUCUGGCGCAUGGUCCCCUGCCUUUGUUGACCUUGUUCUGUCUUCCCCCGGGAAGGCGAACAGUAGAGCCUUGAUACUUGCCAGCGAGACAAUUUACUCGCCGGCGUCGUUGGGCGCUUUCUCGGAGACCCUACUGGCGUUGCUGCGUGCUGUCGAAAGCAACAAACAAAGUAGAGCAUUGAUAGCGGCCAAGAAGGUCUAUUUUGGGGUCGGCGGUGGUGUGGACGAGUUUUUGGAAGUGCUGAAGAGUGUUGGCGGAGGCGAAAUGGAAGUGACGGAGCAGCUGAACAUUAAAUCCGAGGGAGUUGGGCGGGUGGUCUUGGAAAUCGCAACUGGAAGCUCCCAAUAG